UUUGCAAAAUGCUAUCCAAAGUAAUUGGAACAUUGCCAACAACUACAACUAUGGCAGCAAGAUCCUUAUCCAUAGCUCGCAUCCCCAGGCAUAAACUCAGACGGGUUUUCACUCCUUUGUCAUUUUCUUCUUCAGCAUCCGAAGCAAGAAAGCUGGUUCUCUACUCAAAGCCUGGUUGCUGUCUAUGCGAUGGCCUCAAAGAAAAACUCCACGCCGCCUUCUCACUGUCUGGCCCAGAUUCCCUACAUGACAUCGUUUUACAGGUGAGGGAUAUUACCAGCAAUCCUGAGUGGGAGAAGGCAUACCAAUAUGAGAUACCCGUUUUAGCCAAAGUACUCUCUGAUGGCACUGAGAUUCUGAGUGAUGCAGAUUCCCUUCUGCAUUAACAAAGCAUCACAACUUCCAAUCAUGUUCAUCCUGUGCACAGGAAAUACUGCCUAGAUUAUCUCCUCGACUUGGGCCGGAGCUUGUCCAAAAGAAGAUAGCAGCUGCUUUUAGACAGUAAUAGUCUGUAAUUUUUGGUUAUAUGAUGGAUAUUGAAGCUCAUGUAGAACAAGUAGGGAAAAGGAUUUUGAUUUAGAUUGUCAUUUAACUAAGUUUGACUAGGUCCAUCAAAAAUCUUGUCAUCAUCACUGACACUGUGAUUUCCUCUGAUAAACAAAAAUUUCAUUUCAUUUCUUCUAUAUUAUU
This is a messenger RNA of Durio zibethinus, 690 nucleotides long. NCBI's taxonomy places the organism in Eukaryota, Viridiplantae, Streptophyta, Magnoliopsida, Malvales, Malvaceae. The record is from RefSeq and is a predicted model, not a curated record.